AUGGUGAAGAUGUGGAACGAUGACUCGCGUCUCAUCCUUAUUGAGGAAGUACGCAAACGACGCGAUGUCUGGGAAUAUAAAAAGGAGCGCUAUGCCACUUCAGAAAAGAAGAAGGAGCUGUUUGCCGAGGUAGCCGAUGCACUUAAUGCUUCGAAUCUAGCAACGGCCGGUAUUUAUACAGAGGAAGACGUGCGGACACAGUGGAAGAAUUUAAAAGAUACCUUUAAGCGAAAACUGAAAAGGCGGCAAGCUGAAGCAAACGCUGGCUUAGAGGAUGCUGAGCCAACUUGGCGCUUCUGGCACAAAAUGCAGUUUGUAAAAAACAAUUUUGGCCCAGACCGAAAUCGAUCCUCCUCGCUGAAUAAGUAA
Molecule: messenger RNA, 369 nt
Organism: Gongylonema pulchrum
Lineage: Eukaryota; Metazoa; Nematoda; Chromadorea; Rhabditida; Gongylonematidae
Source: the annotation of a GenBank genome assembly